AUGUCCCGACACGCAACAAGUGAGGGCCAAAAGGUCAACCUGGGCCAAGACGCCCCCGUCGCCCGCGAGUCCGCCGGCGCCGUGCCCGCCGAGUCCCUCGCCGCCGAGUCGGUCCGCGAGGGCGGCGCCUUCGCCCAGAACCGCACCGCCGGCGAGUCCCAGUCCUUCGGCGGCGGCAACAACAACAGCAGCAACAGCAGCAGCAGCAGCCACCACACGCGGAAGAAGUCCACCUCCGUCCCCGCGAGCCACGGCCGCCAGCAGAACGCCGGCGAGGGCGGUGGCAGUGGCAGCGGCACCAACACGGCAGCAGCAGCGGCGGCGGCACCGAGCUACGUCGACGCGCAGUUCGUGCGCGACACGGCAGGGCCGCGCGGCAAGAACCUGCGCGAGGGCGGGUUCGAGGGCUCCGGCCCGGGCAACAGCAUCGAGGCGGAGCCGGGGUCCAAGGACGACCCGGCGCGGGCGGCGGUGCUGGGGUUCGUCAGCGGGGAGGGCGGCGGAGGCCGGGGCGCGAGGCAGCCUGGCGGUGGUGGUGGUGGUGGAGGCUUUGAAGAGGAGCAGCCUUAUGGGGCUUUGAGGUCGGAGACAAGUUCGUGA
Messenger RNA from Thyridium curvatum, 600 nucleotides. RefSeq lists its product as uncharacterized. The coding region runs from base 1 to 600 and encodes 199 amino acids. Lineage: Eukaryota; Fungi; Ascomycota; Sordariomycetes; Thyridiales; Thyridiaceae. The transcript has 2 exons. The record is from RefSeq and is a predicted model, not a curated record.